Molecule: messenger RNA, 905 nt
Organism: Ipomoea nil (Japanese morning glory)
Lineage: Eukaryota; Viridiplantae; Streptophyta; Magnoliopsida; Solanales; Convolvulaceae
Product: 50S ribosomal protein L17-like
Exons: 6
Coding region: 73-555 (160 amino acids)
Biological process (GO): translation
Cellular component (GO): ribosome; large ribosomal subunit
Molecular function (GO): structural constituent of ribosome
Source: RefSeq, a predicted model, not a curated record
GAAAAACCUUCCCCCCUUACUCUCGUAGGGUUUUGCAUUCUCAAACACACUCUCUCUCACGCGCGCUCGACAAUGACGAAGCUUAGGAAGUUGAAUCGCCCAACGGGCCAUCGACUUUCCAUGCUCAGGACGAUGGUUUCGCAGUUGGUGAAGCAUGAGCGUAUAGAGACCACAGUCGCUAAAGCCAAGGAAGUUCGUAGGCUUGCUGAUAAUAUGGUGCAGCUUGGGAAAGAGGGAACUCUAUGUGCUGCAAGGCGUGCUGCUGGCUUUGUGCGUGGGGAUGAUGUUCUUCACAAACUAUUUACAGAACUGGCCUAUAGAUACAAAGAGAGAGCUGGUGGAUACACUAGGUUGUUAAGAACAAGAAUACGUGUUGGUGAUGCUGCACCUAUGGCCUAUAUUGAGUUCAUUGAUAGGGAAAAUGAACUUAGACAAUCAAAACCACCCACUCCACAGCUACCACAAAGACCAGCCAUGGAUCCCUGGACAAAGUCUCGGCUCAGUAGGCAGUUUGCACCCCCUAAAGAGGAGAAAAGCACCGACUCUGAGAAUUGAAAUAAGAUACAUACCCAUUGAAUUUAAUGGAGAUUUUGUCCAAUCUGCUAUUUGUUAUCUUUAAUGAGCCUCUACAUAACAGCGGGAUAUAAGGGAUAGAAUAAACGCCAAAUGAUGAAAUAUCCCGGCUUUACAGCAUUUAUCUUUGUUUAUAGCAGCUGUGUUUGAGCUUUUUAAGAGGUGAGUUUUGGUGUGAAUUUCUCUGGGAAGCCUAGCCUAGCCGCCUGUGUAGUGAUGCCAUUUAGAAGGUAACUUUUCUGACACAGCUAAGCUGUUAAUGAAUGAUUGAAGUAAACUUUGCAAUGACAUAAGAUUCCCAUUUCCCUUUGGCUUAUGUUUUCCUUUCCCUU